AUGUCUAGCACAGUGCUUCGCGACCAAGACAGCCGCUCUGUCAUGCGGAAAUUCCUCGAGAGUGAGAGGCGGUUCACGUGGCCUGAAGACGAACGCAAAGAUGGCCAGAUGUAUCAUUUCACAGAGGACUUUCCCCCGAAGAACUUCCUAGAAUGGGAGCGACGUCUCGCCAUUAUUCGCAAGACAAGCACUGCAAUUAUCGAACAGCACCACAUUGUCAAAGAAAAGCAAGAUAUAAUAGGAUUUUUCGAAGCAUUUGCUGUCAAAGAACUCGUUACUCCUGUGCUUGACGAGAAGGAAGCCAACAACGAAGUCCAAGCCAUGAUCGACCUUUUGCAUCCACAUGUGGCCGCUCUUCUUGGCACGUACCUCUAUCGCAAUAGACUGCAUAUUCUCACCUUUCCUGCAGGAUGCUGUGACCUUGGAGACCUCAUGCAUUGUAUUUCAAAAAGGCUACUUCAAGAACCUUACACCCCUCCUGAACCGAGACAGGACGGCCAUAACUUAGAAAUACAUCGAAAAUACACCUGGCCGUUCCGGCUAGAACUGAACGAACAGCUUCAGAUGCUGCGAAGAUAUUUCCUGUGCCUCUGCACAGCCGUGGCCUAUCUGCAUCGCAGUAAUCUCCGACAUAAAGAUAUCAAACCUGAGAACAUAAUUAUCGACUUCGAUGGCAACGUCGUCAUUAUGGACUUUGGCAUAUCCACAAAAUUUGAGCCUGCAGCAAGCAAGGCUACCAGAGACCCUCGCACACCGUCGACCUCUCGGUACAGGCCACCCGAAAUGGAGCGAGGUUGGACCAGAGACGAUCGAUCUGAUAUAUGGUCACUUGGCUGUGUCUUUCUGGAGAUGAUAUCCGUGUUGUUGGGAAAAGAUAUCGAGAAAUGCAAAAAUCAUUGUCGCGAGCUGGUUAACAAUGGCGCCGUCAGCGAUGAUUACUGCCUGAACUUGCCAAAGAUCGAGACAUGGCUUCAAAUUCUCGAAAACGUCGGUCGUACUCCAUCACAGAAUGACGCUGAAUUGAAAGCUACUUUGCCAACCAUCAGGAAGAUGCUCAGUGAAAUGAAAGAUGACCGCCCUCUCGCAGAAAACCUUUGGCGGGAUUUUGACUUGAAAAGCUUAGCCAACUCGAAGUGCAAAGAUUGUCAUCCUGACGUUGACGGGAGAUGGAAGCUCAACGAUGACCAGCAAGAGAAAGCUAAGAUUGGAAGUUCGCUCCGUCAGAGGAUGACAGAGGACGAACAGCGAGCCAUUGAGAAGACGCGCUGCAGACAAGAGAUGUACGCAAGCGUUAAACAGGUAAUUAAAGAAGCCGAGGGAAAUCUGCCAAAUGGGUUGGCUCCCAUCCGACCCAGAUCGCCUUCUGUCAUAGACUCGAUUUUGGCGUCGGAGAGCUCGCGGAGAUCCAGCUUUCAUGGCACUGGGACGAAGCCAGGCCAUGGCAGGAGACAGCUCUCGCCACCAGGUUUCGAGCUACAACAUCCCAAUCGAAGUGGUAUUGUGCGAGCGAAGCCUAACCCUCCUGCACUUCACAGACGCUCUUCACCUCUACCUUGGCCAAGUGAAAUUUCACGGCCUGGAUCCUCAGACUCCGAUAGAGAGAAAAGAUCAGACACGGCAACAAAGGUACGCUUCAGUCGAUCAAUAGAAUCCAUAGUACGGGAAGACGACACCAACCUAUCUAUUGCUGUGCCAAAUUCCCAGGCUACCGAAGCAGACCUAAAUCCACUUCCAUCAAAAGGAAUUCUUUCCGUGGCACAGCAAGCUGAUACAACACACUUGGCGACCAUACACGAACCUCAUCAUGAUACUAUUCGAGAUCUCGAAAAGGCCAAUGAUAUGCCGAGGGAUAUCGUCGACCCGCUGCACUACGAUCCGGAUUCGAAAAUUGAACCCAGCCUCCAUACCACAGCUCCUCAGCCAAAGAAUCAAGUCACCAGUGCCGCAGGCAGUCGUGUUGCUGCGAGCCGCGGACCUACGACUGAAGAGAUGGUGAGCUCUAGCCUAGGAAAUCUGGGUAAUACGCAGACCCAAUCGGGUUCCUGGAGCCGGCCGGCAGACAAUGAGUCGGUUCUCGCAUGUGACUGCUCCGGAGGCCUGAAACUGCUGCAGGGCCAUUUCGGCCUGCUUCGUGCGCCACUGGUAUGUUUCAAGGUUCCUCAAGGGAGGUACUUUAGCGUGUUUGCCGACAGUGGAUUCCUAGGAAUCCUCGAUCUAGCACAACUUGGAUGGAAUUAUCGAUGGGGCUCCUUGAAGAAGUGGUGUGGCCUUGAGCAAUUUCGUACGAUAUACAUGAUCAACUAUGGACCUAACGACGUUCCUGCUCACCUACUCAAUCGUCAAGACAACACCAAGAUCCACCCUAUAGUUCUAAUGUAA
Molecule: messenger RNA, 2379 nt
Organism: Endocarpon pusillum Z07020
Lineage: Eukaryota; Fungi; Ascomycota; Eurotiomycetes; Verrucariales; Verrucariaceae
Exons: 3
Coding region: 1-2379 (792 amino acids)
Biological process (GO): protein phosphorylation
Molecular function (GO): ATP binding; protein kinase activity
Source: RefSeq, a predicted model, not a curated record